GGUGGUAAAGCUGGGAAGGACUCUGGAAAGACCAAGACUAAAGCGGUGUCCCGUUCUCAGCGGGCUGGAUUGCAGUUCCCUGUUGGCCGCAUCCACAGGCAUCUGAAGUCUAGGACUACUAGCCAUGGGCGUGUAGGAGCCACAGCCGCUGUGUAUAGCGCUGCAAUCCUGGAGUACUUGACAGCUGAGGUUCUUGAGCUGGCAGGAAAUGCAUCCAAAGACUUGAAGGUGAAACGUAUCACUCCCCGUCACUUGCAGCUUGCAAUUAGAGGAGAUGAAGAACUGGACUCUCUCAUUAAGGCAACAAUUGCUGGUGGUGGUGUAAUACCACAUAUCCACAAGUCCCUUAUUGGAAAGAAAGGACAACAGAAAACUGUCUAAAGGAUACCAGGAUUCCUUGUUAUCUCAGGACUCUUAAGUACUUAAUUGUCCAGUGUUGGUGAUUCCAGUGGACUGUAUCUGUGAAACACAAUUUUGCCUUUUUGUAACUUCGAGAAGCUAAAGCUCCCUUGAGCUUUCUAACAAACCAAAUUUCUGCAUUGAAGUCUUAACCAUAUUUAAGUGUUACCAUGGCUUCAAAGAAGCUAUUGUAUUUGUAGUGGGUUUUGAUUGAGCUGACUGUUUUUAGAUUGGUUUAAGUAAAGGAAAUGUUUGGUUUUGUACAGACUUUUCAUCCACUAGAGUGGAAAUAUUCAAUAAAUGUUAUAUCAAGACUGA
Molecule: messenger RNA, 717 nt
Organism: Balearica regulorum gibbericeps (East African grey crowned-crane)
Lineage: Eukaryota; Metazoa; Chordata; Aves; Gruiformes; Gruidae
Source: RefSeq, a predicted model, not a curated record